AUGGUGAAAGACUGUUCACAGCAGAAGAUAACUUGUAACAACUGUGAAAAGCUGGGGUACACUGUUAAUGUGUGCUGGGCCGCUAGGAAGAGCGGCAAUGCAAGUACAGCUCAGCGACCUGAAUCAAGAGGAAGUGCAGGGCCGAGUACGGGGCAAAAGCCGAGUAUUCCUGGGAGAGUCUUUGCUAUGACUGGGGCAGAGGCUUCACAAUCUGAGAAGCUGAUCCGAGGUAAAUGUAUAAUUAAAGGCAGACUGCUUGAUGUGUUGUUUGACUCGAGUGCUACGCACUCUUUUGUGUCUGUGGAUUGUGUGAAGAGUCUGGAUCUGUAUGUGGCCAAACUGCCAUGUAAUGUUGUGCUAACUACCCCUACGAGUAAGCCGGUUGUAACGUCAUGA
Molecule: messenger RNA, 396 nt
Organism: Abrus precatorius (Indian licorice)
Lineage: Eukaryota; Viridiplantae; Streptophyta; Magnoliopsida; Fabales; Fabaceae
Exons: 1
Coding region: 1-396 (131 amino acids)
Source: RefSeq, a predicted model, not a curated record